CGGGGGCCGCGGCGCCGCUGAGGGCCCUGGCGGACCACCUCAGGCAGUCGCUGGCCGAGUGGUUCAGUGUGGGGCUGCUGCACCUGCAACCCAUAUCCUGGCAGCACUCCCCGGCGGCUCUGCUGGAGCGUGUGAUGCGCUGCGAGGCGGUGCACCCGCUGGGUGGCAGCUGGUCGGAGCUGCGGCGGCGGCUGGGGCCGGGGCGGGCGGUGUUCGCGUUCACGCACCCCUGCCUGCCGGGGGAGCCGCUGGUGGUGCUGCACACGGCGCUGAUGCAGGGGCCCGCAGCAGCGAUGAGUGAGAUCCUACUGGACGAGCGCCAGCAGCCGGAGCAGCAGCAGCCGGGCGCCCCCUCCUUCCCCUCCCCCUUCCAUCCACUACCACUACCACCACCGCCCCCUCCCACCACCGCCGUGUUCUACUCCAUCUCCGCCGGCCAGCCGGGGCUGCGGGGGGUGGAGCUGGGCACCUUCCUCAUCAAGCGGGUGGCGGAGCUGCUGCGGUCCCAGCACCCCAGCAUCCGCCAGCUGGUGACCCUCUCACCGCUGCCCAGCUUCCGGUCCUGGCUCACGUCCCGACUCAUGCAGGAGCAGCAGCAGCAAGCGCAGCAGUGGGAGCCGCAGCGGCAGCAGCCAGCAGGGGAGCCAGCGGGACACGGCAGCAGCAGCAGCAGCAGCACCACCCCCCAG
Molecule: messenger RNA, 689 nt
Organism: Astrephomene gubernaculifera
Lineage: Eukaryota; Viridiplantae; Chlorophyta; Chlorophyceae; Chlamydomonadales; Astrephomenaceae
Source: the annotation of a GenBank genome assembly